AAUUCUAACUUUGUUCAGAGUGAGAGACUAUCUUCGACCAAAAAAAGAUAGAGAUUGAGAGACCAUCUCAGUUCCUCCAUGGCAGCCCAAGGUGGCUCUUCUUCUGCUGCUCAGGCGGAACCAUUUGUUGAAAACGAAGAAGAGUUGAUAUUUGGAGCUGAAUCGGGUUGGGUGGAGGCCCGAACAUUCUGCGAUCACCUGCCUUCCCUGUCCACUGAUCUUGCUCACAUUCCCGCCCCUGAUACUCCCUGCAACAGAUGCCAGCACCCCAAUGAGAACUGGUUAUGUUUGUGCUGUAAGGACGUCCUGUGCAGCCGUUUCGUGAACAAGCACAUGCUUCAGCAUUUUCAGCAGACAAAUCAUUGUCUUGCUCUCAGCUACAGUGAUCUAUCAGCUUGGUGUUUCUCCUGCGAUGCAUAUUUAGAUGCUCAAGUAAUCCCACAACUGCGGGGUGUAUAUGAAACUGCCUACAUACUGAAAUUUGGAGAGGCCCCCCCGCUCCGGACGGUUUAAUAGCAAACUGAGAGUUCAUAACUGGAGGUGGUGAUCAAAUUCAUUAGACUUACAUUACACUAGUUGGAGUUUUUCUUAUCAGAUGAGGUUCCUUAUGCAAAUAUGUACGUCAUCCAAAUGACAUAAUAGUAAAGUUCAAUGGCAAAUUCGGACAAUCAUGGAUUGUAUUGUAGUUAUCAAGUCCUUUGAACUACUAGCUGUUAUAUAAUUUGUUGUUGUAUGUGUC
Messenger RNA from Prunus dulcis (almond), 739 nucleotides. RefSeq names its product histone deacetylase 6. The coding region runs from base 79 to 513 and encodes 144 amino acids. Lineage: Eukaryota; Viridiplantae; Streptophyta; Magnoliopsida; Rosales; Rosaceae. The record is from RefSeq and is a predicted model, not a curated record. Gene Ontology annotation, molecular function: zinc ion binding. The transcript is spliced from 4 exons.